GGGACAGAUGGGGACUGGUAAGCCCGGCACGGGCAGGGGCGGUCCUCUGGCGGGCCGGGCAUGGCGUCCAUGGCGGCGGCGAUCGCGGCCUCGCGCUCCGCGGUCAUGAGCGUGAACCGGCCACUGGACGAGAGGGAGCGGAAGCGCUUCACCUACUUCUCAUCUCUGAGCCCCAUGGCCAGGAAGAUCAUGCAGGACAAGGAGAAGAUCCGUGAGAAGUACGGGCCCGAGUGGGCGCGGCUGCCGCCCGCGCAGCAGGACGAGAUCAUCGACCGCUGCCUGGUGGGCCCGCACGCCCCAGGACCCACGGACUCGGGAGAACCGGGGGACCCCGCGCGCUUCCCCGGCCUGCCCGGGCCCACGGGCCAGAAGCUGGUGCGCUUCGGCGACGAGGAUAUAACUUGGCAAGAUGAGCACUCUGCCCCUUUCUCCUGGGAAACAAGGAGUCAGAUGGAGUUCAGCAUCGCCUCCUUAUCCAUCCAGGAACCGAGCAAUGGCAUGGCCACCAGUGAGCCAAGGCCGCUGCCCAAAGCCUCACAGGGCAGCAGGUCCUCCAGCCUGGACGCCCUGGGUCCAGCCAGGAAGGAAGAGGAGGCAUCCUUCUGGAAGAUCAAUGCCGAGCGGUCCCGGGAGGGGCCUGAGGCUGAGUUUCAGUCCCUUACCCCCAGCCAGAUCAAGUCCAUGGAGAAGGGGGAGAAGGUGCUGCCUACCUGUUACCGCCAGGAUCCCUCCCCAAAGGACCGGGAGGUCACGGCCCUGCGCCCAGAGCAGCGAGUUCUUCCCAGCGCAAGCACGGAGCGCGAGAGACCCCAGCCGGUGCAGGGCCUCACCAGCACGUUGCCUGAGGUGACACCCUGUGAGCCCCCAGGGAAGCUGUUAUCUCCCGAUGCUGGGCAAGAGGAUGAGGAUGAUGCUCUGUUCCUGGAGCCCAAGUCUGCACAGGUCAGCUCAAGCAAUGUCGUCUUGAAGACAGGAUUUGAUUUUCUGGACAACUGGUAAACUGUAUUAGACCGAAAAAAAAAAAUACAGCCAAGAACCCCAAAACACUUUCCACAGUGCUAUGCUGGAGGAGGAUAAGAAGGGCAAUGUUGCCUUGUGUAUUUUCCUGGUUUCUCUACUCUUUUUUCUUAAUCCUUUGGAAACUGGUAAAUAUUGUCAGAUUUUUCCCUUUUUGGUAAAACCAGAUACAUAUGCUAUUUUCAAUGAUUUGAUAACAGAAGUUUUACAUUUGGAAUUUUUAAGGACUGUUAAGAAUUCAGUAAAUCUUAUAGAUAAAACUUCUGUUCCCAGCUCCACCAGUUUCCCCUCCUCACAGGGAGUUUUCUCACCAUGUCACGGAAGUCCUACUGUGAUUCCAUCUCAUCUUCCUCUGUUCCAGUGGGUGAGCCUGGUGAUGUCCUCAGCCAUGACGACAUUGGCUGCUGGCUGUGGCUGCAGAAAGAUUUGUUCUCACUGACACCUGUGGCUUCUCUUGCUGAAGCCAUGUCCUGUGCAGUGUGCCACCUGACGCCCUUGUGUCACUUCCAGGAAGCAUACCAGUGGCAGAUGGCAGACAUUUUCUUUGAGUUGUCCCAUAAUUACUCAAAGUAUUGAUCAUGGUUUAAAAAGAAUUGUACAUUUAGAAGCUUUGUAUAAGCUUCUCAUUGUCUUAUAUUUAGAUGUAGCACCAUGGGCAACCAUUUCCCUUGGUUUUGUACCUGCUUCCUUCUAGGAGCUCCUGUUACCUGGUGACUUGCUGGUUGUCCCUGUACAGCAGGAGCUAGGGUGGGUAGAGGCAGUGCUGGAGCACAGGCCUUUUCUUUUUUUUUUUUUUUUGGUACUGGGAAUCAAACUCAGGACCUUGUGCUUGCCAGGCAGAUGAGGCGCCACUGAGCUACAUCCCCAGCCCUUAGGCCCAUCUGAUUUGCUGUUAGAACCUUCUGUGUAGGAUGGGGCUGUGGCUGUCCGAAUCCCAAGAACUGCUUAGGGCACACCUUGGCAAACCCAGCCUGCCAGCCCUGAUGGGUUGCAGAAGUGGAAAGGGCAUCUCUGAGGCCCAGCAGUGUCCCCUGGAGCCCCAUGCUGUUUCCUUGACCGAUUCCCCCGCCCCAUGUGGUCCUCACUGUGUCCUGCCUGGUGACGCUGAACUCCGUGCAACUGCAAGAGUCACUGGGCUUUGAGCCCUGUGCAGUGUGGUGCACAUCCCCAUCACUGCAGUCUCCUUAACUGAAGCCUUAGUCCCUAUGGGCCCUGCCAAUAAACAGGGCAUUUCAGUACCAAAGGGUCGCAGCAUCUUGUUAAUGUCUGCAGACCUUCCGUUGUGGUUUCCAGAAUAUUUUCUCUGGCUCCAAGGUGACAUACUUGGAAACUCCCCACCCCCACCUCAAUGAAAGUGUCUGCCAUGCCAUGGCUUUGCCAGCCUUAGAUUUGGUUCCUGCCAUUUGCUUCAUGUCCCUAAGUCUCAUGUGGCUCCUCAGGGCUGGGGCUUACCCUCCUUCUCUAGUAACAGACUGCAGGUCAGCAAAGGGAAGUUUUUCCUGAACUGUUUGGAUGGUUGAUACAUGCAAGAGAGAGAUUGUCUGCAUGAUGGUGAGAGAAGGAGCUUAGGAGUUCUAGCUAGCACAGCCCAGUGGGGUGCCAGCCGCCUUGGGCCACAGCACUGUCCCAGAGCCAUGGGUGCCACCUCCUGCACUUCCACCCUUAGGGCAGCCACCAACUGAGAAGCCCCAUAGUAAGGAUUCUUUUGGAAGUCUGUGUGCUGCUGGGAGCACAGUACUUUUGCUCAGGGCGCUCUGCCUGCUCUUUGGCAGCAAUUAUUUCUUUGCCACUUUCUCAUUGAUCUGUGUCCCCAUCAGGUUGGCCUCAGACCUGAGAGGUACAGAUGGGACUAUUGCAAGUUGUUGUGUGCUUGAUACCUUCUGUACCCGUACCAUAGGGUUUGUUCUCAAAGUGGUGAUUCUCCAUAAGGGCGCAGGCUCUGUAAAGCCAGUGUGAAGUUGAAAAGGGGAAAUUCUGGAGGGUCCUGAGUCCUGCUUAUUUGCUCUGUUUUUGGAAAUACAAGUUCCCAUCCUGCCUGACCUGCAGAUCUGCAACCCAGGGCAAAGUCAAAGCAGAGGUGGCUUCUUUCUCAUCUUCUAGGGAAUCUGUGCCAGUGUCCUGGGAAAAUUGGGCUCUACAGUUGUCGUGUGUCCCCUCUCCCAUGCAUUACAAUGGGAUUUCUAAAGCCAGGAGUUUAUAUUUAUUUUUUUAAAAAAUACACAAUUCUCUGCUGAUUUUGGACCCUCCCCCACCUGAGUUAGCACCUGGGACUCAGCUCAGGAUUCACUGUUGCUCUGGUGACUGCAUUUUAUAGCACUUCUCCCAGGAAAUCAGAAGCAGCUCUGUCAGCCCUGAGCCCUGAUCCUGGCCCCAGGGCUGAGUUGGUCUGCCCGGUGGGAGCAGCAGGCCUGUCUCCAGCCAGGUGCAGCCUAUGUGUCAGGAGCGUCCUAUGUUUCCUUGCACCUCCCUUUCUUUGAUACACGUUUUCAAAAAUGAUACAUUCUUACUGACAACUUGUAACUUGGUUGUAUUUUAUACUAAUAGCCUUUAAUAAAGACAUUUUAAAAUGCUA
Messenger RNA from Heterocephalus glaber (naked mole-rat), 3589 nucleotides. It is a transcript of the gene CUNH1orf198, whose product is annotated as chromosome unknown C1orf198 homolog. Lineage: Eukaryota; Metazoa; Chordata; Mammalia; Rodentia; Bathyergidae. The record is from RefSeq and is a predicted model, not a curated record.